UCGCCGCCGCGCCCUAUACCCGCCCGUCGCCUGGGCGGAGUAUAAAAUACUCUACCUGUUCACGGGGAGCAUAUCGUCUCUUGGUCCCGCCCAUAUCGCCACCAGGCCAAGGACAAGCAGCGACUUCAGCGAAUGGACGAAAUGCAGGCCGAUCGUGCGCAGUUUCUGGUCCCGCCGCCUCCGUACGAGGAAUUCGCACCUUCACGGCCGCCCCCCACGACGAACGAGAGCGCGCCGCCCUACCAGACGUAUGCCACUCGCCCCACGACCGCGCACGGCGCGUCGGACUCGGUUCAGACGCCAGACGACCCUUUCGCAUGCUCGCCAGCAUCACCGGGAGGCGUAAGGCUAAUGUCCCUACCGGAUGCACCAGACGCGGCCACUACCGCUCGCCUUCCAGCCUACAGACGCAUUGGCUAUGGCCGAUACCGGACGCACCCCUACCGCCGACCGCUGGAAUGGGCCCGCGAUGAGGACGAAGACGCAGACAUGAUCUGCGAGCUGGAGAACAUUACUAUCUCGGAUGUCAUCUCCACCCCCGAAUAUAUCGAUGCUGCUUCCCAUCCCGACGCUGCCUCCAACUUGUCCGCCGCCGCCUCCUCCUCGAGCCCCAACCACCUCCACCCCGUCCUUACCACCAAUCCCAUCGACUGGGACACGCUCACGUCCUCCCAGCGCGCCGCGCGGCUGUCACAGCGCAUUGCGGACAUCGAUUAUGCACUUUCCGGCUUAGAUGUCGCUAUGUUGAACGACUUGGAGAGGACGAUCAUUGAUUUCGCCCUCUUCGUGCGCCAGAACCUCGCUCAACGCCGGGCGGUAGAGUUGUUCCCGGGAAACAAUCUCUUCUGAACCUGAGUUCACUUUUCUGCGCACGCUUGGCGCUGUAUGUCUUGAUUUUCCACCUUCGUCUUCGUCUUCUUCGUCUCGCUCUGUUUGCUCGUUCCUGGUCCCGUGUUCACUCGUCCCUUGCCCUCUGCUCGCCUGCUUUCUUGAGUUUUUUGUCUCUGCUAUCUCACACCGAUAUCUCGUACCCAUAUCUCGUAUCCUAUCUCGCUGUUCGCUAGUUACCUACACCAUCCUAUUCUCCUAUCCUGUCCAUCUGAUGUGUUCCAUAGUCCGGACAUUAGUGCAUACUAGAUCCACAUACAAAAGGCUCUUACGAGCCACGACGAGCUGGUCUCGAGGGUCGGAGGUCAUGCUACUACUAUACAUGUGUCAGUUAUUUCUUGGAAUGCAUGCGCGGGUGUCGCGUCGUUGCUUUAUCGUA
Schizophyllum commune H4-8 is the source of this 1267-nucleotide messenger RNA. RefSeq lists its product as uncharacterized. The transcript is spliced from 4 exons. NCBI's taxonomy places the organism in Eukaryota, Fungi, Basidiomycota, Agaricomycetes, Agaricales, Schizophyllaceae. The coding region runs from base 142 to 849 and encodes 235 amino acids. The record is from RefSeq and is a predicted model, not a curated record.